Molecule: messenger RNA, 1352 nt
Organism: Etheostoma cragini (Arkansas darter)
Lineage: Eukaryota; Metazoa; Chordata; Actinopteri; Perciformes; Percidae
Gene: xkr9
Product: XK, Kell blood group complex subunit-related family, member 9
Biological process (GO): engulfment of apoptotic cell; apoptotic process involved in development; phosphatidylserine exposure on apoptotic cell surface
Cellular component (GO): plasma membrane
Source: RefSeq, a predicted model, not a curated record
UUGACCAAAAUGGAACCUGAACUGCUGGGGUCCAACACAAAACUGUCCACUGCACCUUUUCUUCAGAACCUUCGAAGCAAAGCUGAGCAAAAAGUUUCAUCACGACGUAACCUUUGGUUGAACGUUUCAACUGAUGACAACAUGCCUCCAUCGAGCACUCAAUACACUAAGCUGCGAUGGAUAUUAACCAUAGCUGGACUGUUCUUGUAUGUGGUGGACAUUGGUACAGACGUCGGGCUGGCACUGAAGUAUUAUCAAGAGAAACAUUUUGUGUGGACUGGAUUGACUCUGGUGUUUGUUAUGGCGGGGGUGCUGGUGACACAGAUAUUCAGCUAUGCCUGGUACAGGGACGACAUGAUGGUGAACACCGACGGAGGACCAAACAUGUCAGGCACGUCCACAGGUGCCCUUGCUGUCCUUCACCUAUUUGGCAUGGGCAUCUUCACCAGGUAUUGUCACCUGCUAAAGGAAGGUUUCAAAGUGGUUUGGACAACAACAAAUUCCUAUGCAGUGGAAGAGAGAAAAGAUGUGCACCACAAUCUGUUUUGCCUGGCGACAGAUCUGAGCAUGCUCAAACUGCUCGAGGCUUUCUUGGAGAGCGUUCCCCAACUCCUUCUGCAACUAUACAUAGUGAUGGGCCAGAAUGAGUGCUCACUCAUACAGUGUUUCUCCAUGGCGUUCUCCUUCUUUAACAUUGCCUGGGCCCUGGUUGACUAUCGCCGCUGCCUGCGCAGAUCCCUUCCCCACAUCAAUGAGAUGCCCUCAGGCCUCCCCACAGCAAUCUACCUCCUCUACAAACUCUGCACCAUCACCAGUCACAUCCUCAGCUACACCCUCCUCCUUUUGCUGAGCCCCUACAGCACAAUAGCCCUCACCAUCGUCUGGUUGCUGGCGAAUAUAUGGACACACGUGCUCCAGACCGACUUCUGCUCUUCCGGUAGACUUGAGCUUCUGUACCGAGCAGUCAUUGGAGUCAUCCUCACAUUCACCUUUUUCAACGUCAAAGGACAGGACACUAAAGUAGCCAUGUUCAUCUACUACUUGUUCUAUGCUAUUGUAAACAUUAUUGCUCCUUCACUGAUAGCUUUGUUGAAACCAGAGUUGCGGACAGCCACGUUUUUUCUGCCCGUCUGUGGUUUAAUCUUUGGAGGUUCAGUGCUGGGGCUAGUGUGUCUCGUGCUGUACUACCUCCUCCUGCAUCCCAGAGAGAAGUGGCGAGAGGCUGAUGAGGUGGACGGCCUUGGCAAUGAACUAGAGACCACAAGAAGGAUAAGGAACUUUUUACAGCCUUGAGGCUCUAUUUCUGGUUAUGGUGGUUCAGAGAAAAAGAUUGCUGUAUGUUAGAUGUGAUG